Molecule: messenger RNA, 1095 nt
Organism: Vicia villosa (hairy vetch)
Lineage: Eukaryota; Viridiplantae; Streptophyta; Magnoliopsida; Fabales; Fabaceae
Exons: 9
Coding region: 1-1095 (364 amino acids)
Source: RefSeq, a predicted model, not a curated record
AUGGCGAGACCUAUUGAAGCUGUCAAAGAUAUCAAUGACUCAAAGGAUUCAUGGAAGAUAGUUGUUAGUUGUAAACAUUUAUGGAGUCUUAUCAAUGCUUCAACCAAAGAACAGUUGGAGAUGAUUUUGCUCGAUAUGAUUCAAGGGAUUGUGCCUCCUUUUUUGGUUCAAAAAUUGAAGAUGCAACUUCAAGUUGGAUGUUCUUACAUCAUGCAAAAUUUUAAGGUUUCAAACAAUGAUUUUUCUUUUAGGUCUACCAAGCAUAGUUUCAAAUUGGUUUUAUGUGGUUCAACUUCGGUUAAAAAGACAGAACUGGUUGAUAUUCCUGUAAACUACCUUAACAUUCAUGGGUUGGAUUUAAUAACUGAGGGAAGAUUUAAGUAUAAUGUGUUGGUUGAUAUUGUUGGAGGAGUAACUGAGAUCUCUCAGUCCCAAAUAAUUGUUGAUAACAAUAAGAGCAAUGUUGUUUUCACAAUGACUGGCAUGAGCAAAGAAGUUGUUCAAUGUACUAUGUGGGGUAAACUUGUUGUGCAACUUUACGAAUAUUACAUGAAUCAUAAGGAAGAUGGCAAUAUCGUUGUUCUACUAAUUAAUGCAAGGGUUAAGAAGCCUCAAGGAGAUUAUCCGUUGAGUAUUUCGAAUGCAUGGAACGACACAAAAUUGGUGAUUAAUGAUGUUAGCAUUGAGGAGAUUAACAAGCUUAAAGAAAGCCUUAAAAAUGAUUUACCAUUGUUGUCGUCUUCGAGUCUGCAAGUGGACGCAACACAAAACUCCCAAUUUUCUGAGUUUGAUAAGUUUGUGUGGAAAGCCGAAAUUUUGAGCCUUUCGGAUAUUGCAAUUUUGCAACAUUCCGAUGAAGAUGAUCCUCUUGAAUUCCCCUAUGAACUUGGUGCAAUUCUCAAAAAGGAGUUGGCUAUAAGAGUUUUUUUCAGCAUAAUAAGGCCCGACUAUCUGUCAUUGGCUACAAAGUACACGAGGAUACCCCAUACAUCAAAGCUUAAAACAUCGGAUCAUUUGGAGCAGGAUCAACUAAUAAGUGUUUAUAAUUUCAAAUAUAAUAUAGAUUGUUCCGAAAAAACUGAAACCAAAGUAUAG